GGAGGAAGCGGAGGAGGAGGAGGAAGUGGAGGAGAGCCAUCAUAACAACAUUCAGUCUGAACUACAGACUCCAAGAGCUCAGUGUUCAGACCAGACGUGAUGACGUAAGGCUCCUCUGACACGUCACACGUAGGAGUGGAGUGAGCGAGGCUCCGUGUGUCCAGACCAGAAGAGUCCAGACCAGUUCAGACAGAGACAGGAGAGUCCAGACCAGAAGAGUCCAGACCAGUUCAGACAGAGACACAAGAGUCCAGCUGAAGCAUGAGGGUGUUGGUGGUGCUCCUCCUCCCUCUGGUCCUCGAUGCUCAGAUGUUCGGUUCCCUGAAGUCUCCUCACUUCCCUGACUCGUACCCCAGAGAGACGGUUCUCCAGUGGAACCUCAGCGUUCCUGGCGGGUUCCAGAUCAAACUGUCCUUCAGCCACUUUGACCUGGAGCCGUCCUACCUGUGUGAGUACGACUACAUCAAGGUGGAGGCGGAGGGGGAGGAGCUUGCGUUGUUCUGUGGGCGGGAGCAGACGGACACGGAGGCGGUUCCGGCUCAGCGGAUCAUCACUUCCCCCAGAAACUCCCUGAGCCUCCUCUUCUCCUCCGACUUCUCCAACGAGGAGCGCUACUCCGGCUUUGUGGCUCACUACAGCGCUGUGGACGUGGACGAGUGCAGCGAGCAGACUGACGAAGUCCUCCUCUGUGAUCACCUCUGUCACAACUACAUCGGGGGGUACUACUGCUCCUGUCGACACGGUUACCUGCUGCACUCUGACAACCGCACCUGUAGAGGUGAGGCUGCAGGUGAUGAGGAGACAGAAGUCUGUCCUCAUCCCUCCAGGUCUCUGAACCAUUCACUUCUUACCUGGUAGAUUACAAUUGGUAACUGAUGCUGAACAGAGGUAAAGCUCCACCUGCUCACCAAUCAGAGCUCGGCUCACGGAUCGUUAGAUAACAAUAUAUAAAUAUAAAGAUUUAAAGUCAUAAUCCAGAUUAAUAGAAACGGGCAGCUUUUCAGACAUAAAGAGCUUGAGGUGAAUUCCAGCAGCUGAACCAGAUCACUGAGCCUCUUUGUGAACUCUGGGGUUUAUUCAGGUUCAUUCAGGUUCAGGUCUGGAGAAAUACAUUUCAAUUAGAACUGAUGUUCAACUAUUCAAACCAAACAUUUACCUGAAAAAUACAUUUAUUUCCUGAAUGUAAUGAUAUAAUGCUCAUUGACCUUAAUAAAUAGUUUUUAUUCCUUUAACUUGAACAUAUAAAAGUAAUAUGAUACUUUUCUAAUUAUACAACGGUAUUAGAACAUUUACAAAGUAGACAUGUGAACGAACUAAAAGUAAAAAGUCUUGUGUGUGUAUGUGUGUAACUCUGACCUCUGUCUGACUGAUAGCAGCUGCUGAUUGGUGCUAAAUAUUUACAUGUUUCUGUGUGGAGGAGUCUCUCUCUCUCUCAAGACCCCAAUUAACUGGUGAGAACUGUGUCCCUGAAGGAAGCCAGAGUCAGGAACACACACACACACACACACA
Molecule: messenger RNA, 1509 nt
Organism: Anarrhichthys ocellatus (wolf-eel)
Lineage: Eukaryota; Metazoa; Chordata; Actinopteri; Perciformes; Anarhichadidae
Product: mannan-binding lectin serine protease 1-like
Exons: 5
Coding region: 262-858 (198 amino acids)
Molecular function (GO): calcium ion binding; serine-type endopeptidase activity
Source: RefSeq, a predicted model, not a curated record